UUGCAACGCCAUCAAACUAGCUAGAAACACAGAAGAACUUUGACCGCGAUCCGUCACACACAUCAAGAGCUAGAGAAACUCGCGACGAGUGAUCGAUCAACCGAGCAACAUGGCGCAGAUGAUGGACAAGGCGAAGGGGUUCCUGGCGGAGAAGGUGGCGCACGUGAAGAAGCCGGAGGCGGACCUUUCCGACAUGACGGUGAAGAACGUCGGCCGCGACGGCGCCACCUUGGGCGGCCGCCUGGACGUGCGCAACCCCUACUCCCACACCAUCCCGAUCUGCGAGAUCAGCUACUCCCUCAAGCUGGCGGGCCGGGAGGUGGCGUCCGGGACCAUGCCUGACCCGGGGUCGCUGGCCGGCGACGACACCACCAGCCUCGACCUGCCGGUGAAGGUGCCGUACGACUUCCUGGUGAGCCUUGUCAAGGACGCCGGAAAGGACUGGGACCUCGACUACGAGAUGCGCGUCGGCCUCACCGUCGACCUCCCCGUCCUCGGCAACUUCACGCUGCCGCUCACCAAGGCCGGCGAGCUCAAGCUGCCCACGCUCUCCGACCUGUUCUAGACUGCGCGCUCCGUCGUAGUGUGCGGGGUGAUCACGACGAUCGGUCCCCUGCUCUGUAUUUUUAUACUCCGUACUACGUACUUCAGAUCACGGUGUAAGCGUGUGGGUUGUCCAUGACGUGAUGACGUGAAUGUAUUAUGAAUUUCCGAACUUUUGGUGAGUACAAUAAGCACACGGGUUUACAAAA
Molecule: messenger RNA, 752 nt
Organism: Lolium perenne
Lineage: Eukaryota; Viridiplantae; Streptophyta; Magnoliopsida; Poales; Poaceae
Product: late embryogenesis abundant protein Lea14-A
Biological process (GO): response to desiccation
Cellular component (GO): cytosol
Source: RefSeq, a predicted model, not a curated record